Messenger RNA from Guillardia theta CCMP2712, 4203 nucleotides. RefSeq lists its product as hypothetical. The coding region runs from base 1 to 4203 and encodes 1400 amino acids. The transcript is spliced from 25 exons. Gene Ontology annotation, molecular function: 5-diphosphoinositol pentakisphosphate 1-kinase activity; inositol hexakisphosphate kinase activity; diphosphoinositol pentakisphosphate kinase activity. Gene Ontology annotation, biological process: inositol metabolic process; inositol phosphate biosynthetic process. NCBI's taxonomy places the organism in Eukaryota, Cryptophyceae, Pyrenomonadales, Geminigeraceae. The record is from RefSeq and is a predicted model, not a curated record.
AUGAGCGGCAAGGGCACCACGAGGACGGGGAGUGGCUCAGGAGUGCACGCGAUCAACAUCGGGCUGUGUGCUAUGGACAAGAAGGUUGAUGGAAAGCCGAUGAGAGAGCUUGUUCAACGCCUUUCCAAAUGUACCGAGUGUGUGACUGUGAUCUUGAUGAACAGGGCGGGGGAGUUUUCCUUCACUCUGUUCGGAGACGAUUUGAUCUUGAACAAGCCCGUCGAAGAGUGGCCGACCUGCGAUGUCCUGAUCGCCUUCUACUCGGGAGGGUUUCCGCUCAAGAAGGCCAUGGACUAUGCCGAGAUGCACCCUGAGAUGCACCUGCUCAACGAUCUAGAGGUGCAGAACAUGUUGUUCGACAGGAGAUGCGUGUAUAAGAUGCUCACCGACAACGGCAUCCCGGUACCGCACCAUGUCUUCUGCAACCGAGGAGAAGACAAAGUGGGGCUCUUCAUCCCUGGAAUGGCGAAACCUGGCCCGCCAUGGCCCACCAGCCACUUCGAGGAAUUUGAAGAUUACAUCAUCUGCGAUGGAGUGAGGAUCAACAAGCCUUUCGUGGAGAAGCCUGUUUCAGGAGAGGACCACAACGUCUGGAUCUACUACCCAAGAUCUGCCGGCGGAGGAAUCAAGAAACUGUUCAGGAAGGUUGACAACAAGUCUUCUGACUUCUUCCCUGAUGAGAAUGAGACGCGCAAGGAGGGCUCGUACAUUUACGAGGAGUUCAUGACCACCGACGGUACAGAUGUCAAGGUCUAUGCUGUCGGCCCGGAGUACGCGCAUGCUGAGGCAAGGAAGUCGCCGGUUGUGGAUGGGGUGGUGCAGCGAUCGGACGACGGUAAGGAGAUCCGAUACCCUGUGAUGCUGUCGAGGAGGCAGAAGAGAAUCGCCCAUGAUGUGGUGAUGGCGUUCAAGCAGACAGUCUGCGGCUUCGAUCUGCUGGUGUGCGGAGGGAAGAACUACGUGUGCGACGUGAACGGAUGGAGCUUCGUCAAGAACUCUCAGCGCUUUUGGGAUGAUGCGACAUGCACUCUGCGGCAGAUGAUUUUCUUAGAGCAGAGGAGGAGGAGGCGGCUGGGACAUGGCUUCGCUCCUGAACCUCGUGUCCGCUCCUUCAACGACCUGGAAGUCCUCCAUCCCAUGCACCCUCACGAUGAGAACGCGAAUGAGAGUGAAGAGGGCGCCAAGGAGGUGGAUAAGGAGAAGGAGGAGGACGCAGAGGAGGAGGAGCCCGAGGAGCCAGAAACCGAGCAGCUCCGCUGCGUCAUCGCGAUCAUCCGUCACGGCGACAGGACGCCGAAGCAGAAAAUGAAGCUCAAGAUUCAGCGGGAUGGACCUUGCCAGGCGAUCUUCGACCUCUUCUCCAAGAUGUCUGACCCUGAGAAACCGACCAAGGAGGUGAAGCUCAAGACCGCCAAGGAGCUGACCACCAUGCUCGACACGACGAGGACCAUGCUGCGGCAGCUUCGGCAGAGCGACGACGAGGAGGCAGGGGAGGAGCUGAAGAGCAAGCUAGAGCAAAUGAGGUCUGUGCUGGAGAAGGGAGGAAAGUUCUCGGGGAUCAACCGCAAAGUUCAGAUCAAGCCGACCAAGUUCGAGGCGGCGUCGCCAGAGGGGCAGGGGGAGCGGAGCGAGAGCUACGGGCAGGUCAUCGAGCUCCUCAUCGUGGCCAAGUGGGGAGGAAGCUUGACAGACCUCGGGAAGGCGCAGGCGGCAGAGCUGGGCGAGAGGUUCCGAGACGAGCUCUACCCCGGUGACUCCACCACCUUCUUGCGCCUGCACAACUCGUACCGGCACGAUCUCAAGAUCUACUCGUCGGACGAGGGGAGGGUGCAGAUGACGGCUGCUGCCUUCACCAAGUCCUUCCUGGGGCUGGAGGGCGAGUUGACUCCCAUCCUCGUCUCCCUCGUGUCCAAGGAUCGCAACGCGCACUCGAUGCUCGACCCGAGCGGGGUGAACCUCAGCAAGGGGAUCCAGGAAGAGGUCAAGGCAACGCUGCGGGGGAUUCUAUCGAGAAACGAGGACAUCACAGACAUCAGCACCAAGGAGUUCAACGCGCUCUCGAGCGCCGUGGUCAACGCGAUCAAGGCGAUCAGGAACCCGACGGAGAAGCUGACGGAGCUAAGGAAAAGCAUCUACCGCCUGCUGGCCGAGCUUGACGAGCACAUUAAGAAGCAGAAGCUAGCUGUGAGGCUGGACCCGCACGACCCCGAGCACAGCAGCGACGUGGCGGACAUGAUCGACCUGGAGAACGGGGAGACCCUGCGGCUGAUGCACUCGAGGUGGAAGAAGCUGUACGAUGACCUCUGGGACGAGAAGGGCGAGACGUUCGACAUCUCCAAGAUCCCCGAUGUGUACGACUGCUGCAAGUACGACGCAAUACACACACAGCCGCGGCUGGGCCUGAAGGAGCUGGAGAACACGUACAAGAUUAGCAGGCAGCUUUCGGAGUUCGUCGCGCCGUCCGAGUACGGGCUGACGAGGAGGCAGCGGCUGGACAUUGGCAGCACCAUCUGCCGCAACCUCAUUGACAAGAUCAGCAUUGACAUCGAGAGCGCCCUGCUGAAACCCAAGAUGGAGAACGAGGAGGCGAUCUCCGAGUCAGACGACGAGAACGAGGGGACGCUGAGACUGAACCCGGACUUCAUGAAUGACGAGGACUUCAUCGACCACCAGAUCAAGACGAGGCUCUAUUUCACCUCCGAGUCUCACGUUCACUCCAUCCUCAACACCCUCCGCUACUACUACCAUGUGGACUCUCAGUCCAAAAGGAACGCCGUCUUCUCCCCCGAGUCCCAGCUAGCGCUCAAUGUCAUCCCCGAGUUCGACUACCUCUCUCAGAUCGUCUUCAAGGUCUACGAGAAUCUCACGGUCGCCGAGACAGACUCUCGCAGGUACUUCAUGCGCAUCGGCGUCAGCCCAGGAGUAGCAGGAAACUGCAUCGAGCUCCAUGAAGGAAGCUGCGGCGCGCGCGGCUGCCAACCUCUGCAGUGGCUGAGCCCCGACGGAGAGAUACUGAGAGCGCAGACGUUCCUCAGAAUCUGCAAGAAAAUCUCCCAGAGAGUGGACCAGCAGCGAGACGGCCUUCUGCAAGCGCGAAAGGAUCUUGAGAAGCCUCCUUCUCCUGUGGUCAAGAACGGAUCGUCAGAGGGGACGCAUAUUCGAAGCAAUGGGCGGUCGCCGUCGCCGCAUGCGCCUAGCGCGACUGUCUCUCAGCAUGCGGGGAUACGUCGCCAUCCAUCCAGCUCUAGAGCAUACCUGUUUCCCAGCAGAUCUCGGCUCCCCCUCAUCUCCCUUCGGUGUUCUAUUGCCGAGCAACUCGCCGCGCCCACUGUCGUCUCUGAGUACUUCAGCGCACAGACAAGGCUGGGGCUCCUUCGAACUCAGAUGUUAGAAUGGUAUGAGGAAGAAGAUCGUUACGAGGAGGACGCUGAGGCCAUCUUAAACGAGUUCGUAAAUCAUGUGAAGUCGAGCACCAACUGGGUUGUUGUUCAGGAGAGCGAAUCUGAAAUUAUCGCGACCUAUCAGGACUCAAGUGGCGCCGCCUUGCUGCAUGUUGGUCUCUACGGACUGGAGAACUGGAAGUCUCUUAGAGUCAUCCGCGACCCUUCCAUUCCCGCAGAACCGUUCUUCGAGUUGAGGAUGGUUGGGACAGAGGUGCUGACACAGGAGAUAGCAUAUGAAAUAGUCAAGGAGUUGAUGAGCAACGUCUUUGCGAAGUUUUCCGGGGAGGAGUGGAGGUCAGAGGAUUUGCCUCAGAUAGGAACGAGCGGCUUGACGGACAAGAAUGGUGACGACGUGAACCAAGCCCUCGUAAGACCGCCGUGCACGGCUGCAUGCUUGCAGCGAGCGAUUCCUGGGGAGGACAGGCCCUUCAUGGACACCAGCUCCAUCACAGAUUGGCUCUUACCCCAGCUGCAAAUUGAAAUGAAGGAUGAAGACGAUUAUCUGGGGGUGCCGGGAACGACGCCGGUCGAUGGGAGGGAAUACGCUGAGGGACAUUUUGGGGUGUAUGCCUUGAACAAGAGACCGCCCAAGAUCCCUGAGAACCAGACCGAACCGUACAUCCCCUCUACCCAGAGGUCCAACAGAAGUUUCCGGAUUGAGGUGAGCAAGUACGAGACCGAGGAGUUGAGGAGGAGGGGAAUGGCAACCGAGGAGCUGGAAGGCGAGUACUUAGACGAGGAGAAGGAAGAGAACUGGUAA